CCAACUGGUUACUUCUCAGGGUUUGAUGGUGGCUUUGAAUUAACUAUUUGUAUCCACUUUCCCCGUCACUAGGGAGAGAAUUUUUCUUUUCCUUAAACUGAUUUUUUUAAAGGUUUUUGCAAUUUUUUUCUCUUCUCUAUUUUCCCUCCAUUUCUUACGUAGAAGUAUGGUUGAUACACAGUCAUACUGGUUUCAAGUAUACAACAGAGUUGUUUAACAGUUAACCCGUAUUGUUAAAUCCUCACCGCCACUAGUGUAGUUACUGUCAACAUAGUAAGAUAUUACAGAAUCAUUGACAGUAUUCUCCAUGCUGCACUACUGUGCCCAGUGACUGACUUAUAUUAUGAUUGAGAAUUUUUGUGCCCCUUAUCCACCACACCCUCCCCACCCUUCCACCCCAUCCCUUUUGCAAUGGUAGCCACUAGUCCAUUUUCAGUGUCUGUGAGUCUACUGCUAUUUUGUUGUUUUGUUUUCAUAGUCCACAGACAAAUGAAAUCAUAUGGUAUUUGUCUCCACAUGGCUUAUUUCACUUAGCAUAAUACCCUCUACCUGGCUUAUUUCACUUAGCAUGAUACCCUCUAGGUCCAUCCAUGUUGCAAAUUGCAGGAUUUCAUUUUUUAAUGGCUGAUGAAUAUUCCAUUGUGUAUAUUACCACAUCGUCUUUAUUCAUUCAUCUACUGACGGACACUUAGGUUGCUUCCAUAUCUUGGCUAUUGUUAAGUAAGGUGGUGAUAAACAUAGGGGUGCCUGUGUCUUUUGAAUCAGGACUUUUGUGUUCUGCAGGUAAAUUCCUAGAAAUAGAAUUUACUGGAUUGUAUGAUAUUUCUAUAUUUAGUUUUUUGAGGAACCUCCAUACUGCUUUCCACAAUGGCUGCACAAAUUUACAUUCCCACCAACAGGGUGUUGGAAAUUAAUAGCUCUUCUAGUAUUUACAUCAUUUAAAUACAGUAGUGUCAUUGGACUAAAAUGUUCCUGAUGCCAACCUCUUCAGAGUUAAACAGUGAGCAGAACUUCUUAACUCAGUGGAUGACCAAUCCUUCUCGGGCUGGGGUCAUAUUAAAUCGUGCACUUCCUCUUUCGGAAGCACACGAUGAGAAGCGGGUAAAUGUGACCAUUCCUACUAGCUUUCCUCUUAAAGCCCCACAUUUUUCAAAUAGCUUCAGCUUUAUAAGUGAAGAAGAUUCACUUCAUGACGGACAGAAGUUGGAGUCUAACAGCUCUUACAAACUACAGUCAGAUGAAUCUGAAACACCUACAGUCUUUCCUUUAACUAAAGAGAGACCACAAAUCGUGGCAUCUCAGGAUGCUCCUGGACACUGGGAAGAUAACAAAAGUGACUUUAUCUCAGAUCAUGGGAACGAAUUCAAGGAUGUGGAUUAUAAAGACCCACUUUUUAAAAAGCUUGAACAGCUGAAAGAAGUACAGCAGAAGAAACAGGAACAACUGAAGAGGCAACAGUCAGAGCAACUACAAAGGCUCAUGGAAGAACAAGAGAAGCUGCUUACUCUGGUGUCUGGGCAACACACACUCCCAGCUCCACUGCCUGACGAUCAAAGCCAGAAGUACAGGUCUCCAGGAAAUUCAGCCCCUGUAGAAAAAACCGCACCCUUCUUAUCAUCAUAUAUCUACCAGAAUCAAAUGCAAGCAAAAAUGCACACUUUCAACAUUUUAUCCACUGAACAAGACAACUUCUGUACUUCUCAAGAUUUUGUGUUGACUUCAAAAAGUAGUGCUUCUCACAAUAUGUUUUAUGAGGCACAAUAUCAAGAAGCUCUUGUGAAAAAAAACGAUUUGAAGGAAGAAAACCAUAACCUUCCUAUAGGAGAAGAUAUUUUACCAUGUUGGGAGAAAAUGAUGGAACCGAUUCAGGAAGGAAAUGAUACGAAUCUAAAAAAAUGCGGUGAUUCCUCAGAGGUGCUUAAUAUUGAAGAAAGGCCCAUCCAAGCUGCUAUUAGAGAAAAGAAACAGACAUUUGAAGACUACUUAGAAGAACAAAUUCAGUUGGAAGAACAAGAACUGAAACAAAAACAGGAAGCAGAAGGAUCAUUGCUAAUCAAAGCAAAACCAAAGCAUCCAUUCUUAAAACGAGGAGAAGGUUUAGCUAGAUUUAUUAAUGCUAAAUCUAAGUUUCAGAAAGGGAGAGAAAGUAAACCAGUGACUAAUCAGAGCAUUUCAGAGGACCAACCUGUGUUUAAAAUAGACAGACAACAAUUCCAGCGGAAAACUGCUCUUAAAAAUAAAGAACUGUGUACAGAGAACUCUCCUGUGAAAAAGAACAAUAAAACUAGAAUCAAGAGUGGUUUGUUCACACUUAAUCAGAAACCCAAAGUGCUGAAGAGUAAUAAUAGGAAAGGUCUCUCUCUGUCAGGACUGAAACUACUCACUGGGAGGAAAUGUGAUGGGCGAUUCAGAGACCAGAUCAAAUUAGAAAAAAAAGUAGAGUCUAAUGAUAAAGAAAAUGUACCUGAGUGUAUAAAACCUUGUGAUAUUAGUUGGAAAGUCUGGAAUAAGGCACAAAGUAAAAACAAACUUCCCCUUUCAAUAGGGCUGGUCAGCUGUGCGGCUUCUAAGAGUAUGAUAAGUGAGACCUUGAAAGAGUCAGAAUCUUCUCUUGACAUUUCUCUUCAGAAAAGGUUAGAGAAUUGGGAACGAGAAAAGGAAAAGGAAAAUUUAGAAUUAGAUGAAUUUUUGUUUUUAGAACAAGCUGCUGAUGAAAUAUCAUUUUCCAGUAAUUCCUCAUUUGUACUGAAGAUCUUAGAGAGGGACCAACAGGUCUACAAGUGUCACCGGCUGUCUUCUACCCCCGUCAAAGCUGUGCAGCAGGAGGAGAUGGCAGCUUUGGGACCCAUUAGUCAGUGUGCCCGAAUGGAGGAUCCAGACCAAACUAAAAAACAAAGUAAGGGUGAGUGUGAGGUUGCACCCAGACAGCUUGAUUCAGUGUUCUCGCCUGAAGGGCUGAGGGAACACUCUUUCAAAGCCAGCAGGAAAGCGUGCCCAACGAGCACUUCUGAAAAUCAAACUAGGUGGAACGUAAGUGAGGAUGAAGAUGUUGCGAACAGUGACAGCACUGACACUGAGGAACAACUUGACAUUGCCAUGAAACCGUCAGCUGAGGCUGAAGAGAGAGGUUUUAGCAGUAGAGAAGAUAGUCCACAAGUCUGUGAUGGUAAGGGACCUUUUAUGGACACUGGGACUCAAGAAGAUAAAGGGAGAGAUGUGGAUUUAGACUUGUCUGAUAAAGAUUAUAGUAGUGAUGAGUCUAUCAAAAUAGAAAGCUUGAAAAAUAAAGUUUCUGAGUCCACAAGAAGACCCUCAUCUGUAAGCGUGUGUAAAAUUGACUUUGAUGAUGAAAGAUCUUGGGCUGACCUUGAAGAAAAUUCAUUAAAACAUGAUGUUACUCCUGGGAAUGAAGCCAUUUAUGGUACUCCCCAGACAGCCUACCCUAAUACGAGUGAAAUAUAUGUACUGGACAAAACAGUAAAAAGGAAAGUUGCACCAGUCAAGAAGGGAGAAGACUUGAGCACAUCCAUUAGGAGCACAAGUCCCCCUCCUACAUCAGAUCUGAUGAUGAAAUUCUUUCCUUCUUUGAAACUGAAACCAAAAUCAGAUCGACAUUUGGGAAAUGAACCCAAAUUAAAUAUGAGUCAAGACCAACCAUCUGGUGACAGUACUAGAUCUCAAGUUUUGAGAGAGAAAGUUAUUGAAUUGGAAACAGAAAUAGAAAAAUUUAAGGCUGAGAACACAUCUUUAGCUAAACUUCGCUUUGAAAGGGAAAAGGCCUUGGAAAAGCUCAGGAAAGAAAUUGCAGACUUUGAACAACAGAAAGCAAAAGAAUUGGCUCGAAUAGAAGAGUUUAAAAAGGAGGAAAGGAGGAAACUACAAAAGGAACGCAAAGUUUUUGAAAAAUAUACUACAGUUGCAAGAACUUUUCCAGAUAAAAAGGAACGUGAAGAAAUACAGGUUUUGAAACAGCAGAUAGCAGAUUUACAGGAAGAUCUGAAAAGAAAGGAAGCAAAAUGGUCAAGCACACAUGGCCGUCUUAGAAGCCAGAUAGAAAUGUUGGUCAAAGAGAACACAGACCUCCGGGAAGAAAUAAAAGUGAUGGAAAGAUUCCGACUAGAUGCCUGGAAGAAAGCGGAGGCUACUGAGAGCAGUGCCAAGUUGGGUCAGUGUGCAACUGCUGUGAAAAAAGAUGGGUCCAUGAGCUCAUCAGUUCGAUUCCAAAAGAGUCAAAUUUCUUCAGGAACCCAAGUAGAAAAAUAUAAGAAAAAUUAUUUGCCAACACAAGGCAAUCCAUCUCGGAGGUCCAAGUCUGUGCCGCCUCAUGUUUUAGGCAAUUCGGAUAAAGGACAAACUGCCUCACCCAGGGAAUCCUCUGAACCAGCAGACAUCACAGAUCCUGAAUAUAAAGAGGAUGAUGAGAAAGAGGAAAAAGAAGGAAUUCAGGGAGAAAUCAGUCAUCCUGAUGGAAAGAUAGAAAAGGUUUAUAAGAAUGGAUGCCGUCUUAUACUGUUUCCAAAUGGAACUCAAAAAGAAGUGAGUGCAGACGGGACGACUGUCACCGUCAGCUUCUUCAAUGGCGAUGUGAAGCAGGUCCUGCCAGACGAGAGAGUGAUCUACUACUACGCAGCUGCCCAGAUCACUCACACUACUUACCCAGAAGGACUACAAGUCUUACAUUUCUCAAGCGGACAGAUAGCAGAAAAACAUUUCCCAGAUGGAAGAAAAGAAAUCACAUUUCCUGACCAAACUAUCAAAAACUUAUUUGCUGAUGGACAUGAAGAAAGCAUCUUCCCAGAUGGUACAAUCGUCAGAGUACAACGAAAUGGCAACAAAAUCAUAGAGUUUAAUAAUGGCCAAAGAGAACUACAUACUGCCCAAUUCAAGAGACGGGAAUAUCCAGACGGCACUGUCAAAACUGUAUAUAUUAAUGGUCAUCAAGAAACAAAAUAUUCAUCUGGUCGUAUAAGGGUUAAAGACAAGGAUGGUAUUGUUCUUAUGGACACAAAGUUUUAAUAAUCUUUGUGCAUGACUAAU
Messenger RNA from Manis pentadactyla (Chinese pangolin), 5037 nucleotides. RefSeq names its product centromere protein J (gene CPAP). Bases 967 to 5016 code for a protein of 1349 amino acids. Gene Ontology annotation, cellular component: nucleus; centrosome; centriole. The transcript has 17 exons. Gene Ontology annotation, molecular function: tubulin binding. The record is from RefSeq and is a predicted model, not a curated record. Gene Ontology annotation, biological process: cilium assembly; centriole elongation. Lineage: Eukaryota; Metazoa; Chordata; Mammalia; Pholidota; Manidae.